AUGACUCGCUCGUUUCUCUUACAGCGCCUACAGACGCUCACCAAUCAGCAAACUUCCAGCCAGCCGCCAAGCAGACCGCCUGACCUGCCGGCGGAAGCCGCGCAGAGGGCGGAGGCUGCACGCGCAGGCGGCGACUCGACAGCAGCGCAACGAAAGGGAGCAGCCGCAGCAGGGAGGGUUUCUGGGGAAGCGGAGGAGCAGCGCGGUGGCGUGCGGUUGGAGUCGGUUCUGGCCGCCAAUUCCCUUGUCGCCCUGCCUGGUCGCCCCGCCGUCCCCCCUUACGCCUUCCCCUCGCCCUCCCUCCACUCUUCGCUCCUUGGCCUCCCCGCUCCCCCCCUGCCCACAAGCACUUACGAGCCUGCUGUGCCGGGCACUGGGAUCGACUGGGGAGCGGUGCACCGCGAGUGGUUGCGGCGAGGAUUCCCGCGGUAUUCGGGGGAGCAGCUACGAAUGCGGUGCAAAGUGGUGCGCGGGUGGGUGAAGGACAUUCAGCUCCUCCAGUCGCUGUUGCCGCCUGAAGUCGCCUGGGACCCCACCACUCAGCGCUUUAGCCCCGACCCCAAGGUGAGAGAGGUCGAGGUGAGUGAGAGAGGGCGAGAUGGGUUUACCACCGUCCUCAGCCUCCUCUGCCUCUCCCUCCUCUCCCUCCUCUCCCUCCUCUGCCUCCUCUCCCUCCUCUCCCACCUCUCCCUCCUUUGCCUCUCCCUCUUCUCCCUCCCUUCCCCCUUUUUCCUAUCUUCCUUACCCGUUCGCCUGCUUCCUCACCACCCCCACCCGCCGCUGCAGCUGGGCAUCAUUCCGCGGCUGAAGCAGCAUGGGCAGUGGCGGCACUACAGGCGGUGGUGCAAGCACACGGCGCCCUGGCUGUCCCUCGCGCUGCUCAACGCCCACACUUGCCCUGCUGCGGCCCCGCUGUGGGACGAGGAGGAGUGGGAGGAGGAGGAGGAGGACGAGGAGGAGGACGAGGAGGGGGAGGAGGAUUGGGAAGAGGGGGAGGGAGAGGAGGAGGAUGGGGAAGACGAGGAUGAAGUGGUGGAGGUGGAGGGUGGGGUGGAGGGGAAUGGGGAGGCGGAGGAGGAGGAGGUUGAGGAGAAGCUAGAAGGGGUGAACUGGGAAGAGCUGGGGUUGGCAGAGUUGGGGUUGGCAGAGCUGGGGUUGGCAGAGCUGGGGUUGGAGAGGAGGAUGGUGGGGGGUGCAAGUGCGGAUGAGAGGGACGAGUACCCUGCGAGGCUGGCAGCGCGGAUCGCUGGCAUGGCGGCGAGCAGGAGGGAGCAAGGCGGCACAGAGAGGAGAGGGGUUGAGGGCGAGGGAGGAGGGGGUGGGGAUGGAGGAGAUGGAGGAGGAGGAAAUACACAUGCAUGGCGCGUGGGUGGGGCCCCAGAGGGUCGGAAUGGGGUGGGGGAAAGGCGGGAAGGGAGGCGUGUGGAGGAGGGGAGAGCGGGGAGGGGUGUGAAGCGGUCGAGGCCGGUGUGGGUGCAGGUGAGGGAGAGGAAGCGGCAGCGGCGGGUGAUGGAGAGUGUGGCACGUGCCCUUAUCGUGUUCCGGGGCAAGGCGAAGAAGGGGCAGGAGCACGUGUAUAGAGACCCAGUGGCAGACAGUGUGGUGAAGGCGGUGCAGGACGUGCAGGCCCUCCCCUCCCUGACGGACGCGCAGCGAGUGGCGGCCAUCGACGCCUUCCUGCAGCGCCCCCUCGACGCCCACGCCUUCCAGGCCAUGAGCCCCGCCCUGCAGACCCUCUUCGCUCUGCGCGCGCACACCCAGGCUGUUGACCAGCAGCUGGCUGGGAUUCAAGCUGCCGCUGCUGCUGGGGGGGAUGCGGCUCUUACAGACCAGCUCCUUGCGCCGCUGCGGGGCGUGGCUGGGGAUAUUGGGGUGGCGGGGGGGGAAGUGGGGAACGGAGCGGGGAUGGGGGGUUUGGGUGGGGGUGGGGGUGUGGCGGAGAUGGGCGCAGGGGGAGUGGGAUUUGGGGGGAACGGGGUGGGGGGGAUGGCGACAACGGGUGUGGGAGCAGCAGGGAUCGGAACGGCAGGCAUGGGAACAGCAGGGAUCGGAACAGCAGGCAUGGGAACAGCAGGGAUCGGAACAGCAGGCAUGGGAACAGCAGGGGUGGGAACAGCAGGGGUGGGAGUGAGAAGCAUGUGGAUGGCUGAAACUCGUAGAGGGGGAAUGGGAUCGGGGAUACCGCGGAUGGGGGAAUCAGGGUUCGGUUGGAGGGGUUUGGGAACGGUAGGAGAAACGGGAGCAGGGAUGGCAGAAGGUGGGAGUGUGGGUGUGGGAAUGGCAGCAGCAGCAGUAGCAGCGGCCUCAGCAGGAGGAGCGAGGGGUGUACAGGGUGUGGACGGGGGAGGAGGAGGAGGACGGGGGGUGGGAGGAGGUGGAGGGGUAGGAGGGGCAGAGGGGGUAGGAGAAGCAGCUGGGGCAGCAGGAGCAGCUGGUUUGGGUGGCACAAGUGCGUUGGGCGGCGUAGGUGGGAUGAGCAGCUCACAAGGGGCGGGCAGCACGGCAGGGCUGCAGCUGCUGGGGCAUCGCGUGCAGGAGUUUCUGCAACAGAACCUGGGACCAGUCAACGCCAGUCAAGGGGCAGCCAAUGCUGGUCAAGGGGGGGUGGCUCCAGCGGUGGUCAAUGGGAUUCAAUGCGAGUGCCCUGAGUGUGUGGCUGCUAGAAUGCGUCAAGGCACAGUCAACGCAAGUCAACAGAUGGCCAGUACGGAUCAACAGGCAGUGAAUGCUGGUCAAGGGGCAGUCAAUGCUGGUCAAAAGGGGUUGGCUGGCACUCCAGUGAUGGUCAAUGAGCAUCAAUGCGAGUGCCCUGAGUGUGUGGCUGCCAAACUGGCAGCCAGUAUACGCCAAAGGGCUGUCAAUGGGAGUCAACCAGUGGUCAACGCGGGUCAGGCAGCAGUCAACGCGAGUCAACCAGUGGUCAAUGCGGAUCCAAGGAGGGGAGUGGCAGCGAAUCAGGUGGAGACAGCUGUCGGCCAAUCAGGGUUCUGUGCAGGUCGUGUGGGAACGGCUGUUGUGCUACAGACAAGAAAUGCUGGCCCACCAGUCAAUGCUGGUCAAGCCUCAGUCAACGCUGGUGAAGAAACAAGAAUUGCGGGUCAAGGAGCAGUCAGUGCAGGUCAAGGGGCGGUCAAUUCAGGUCAAGGUGGGGGGUUGAGUAGUGAGGAAGAGUUGCUUUCAGGUGAGAAUCUGAGUGCUGGAUGGGAUACGAGUGAGGGCGAGGAUUUGAGUGAGGGGGAGGAGUUGAGUGAGGAGGAGGAGUUGAGUGAGGAGGAGUUGAGUGAGGGAAGGGGAAUCGUGUGUGUGAGGGAUAAUGGAGCUGCUGCGUUUGAAGCGGGGGCACUUGAGUAUGAGGGGUUGUGGCACGUCUGA
Closterium sp. Naga37s-1 is the source of this 3372-nucleotide messenger RNA. The record is from the annotation of a GenBank genome assembly. Lineage: Eukaryota; Viridiplantae; Streptophyta; Zygnematophyceae; Desmidiales; Closteriaceae.